CGGUGAGAGGAUUCAGUGAUCGCCGGGGAUCGGUUAGGAGCAGCUGUGGUCAUCUCCGAGCACCGGGCUUUCUAUCUGGUCCCACAAGAAACAUGUCGUUUAGUAAAGGAUUUCGGAUCUUCCAUAAACUGGAUCCACCGUUCAGCCUGAUGGUAGAGGCGCGCUACAAGGAGGAAUGUCUGAUGUUUGAGUCCGGUGCAGUGGCAGUCCUCUCCUCUGCAGAAAAGGAAGCCAUUAAGAGCAGAUAUACAAAAGUCAUGGAUGCCUAUGGCCUGUUAGGAGUUCUGCGGCUCAAUCUUGGGGAGAUGAUGUCACAUUAUCUGGUGGUGGUCACCGGCUGUAUGUCAGUAGGAAAGAUUCAGGACUCUGAAGUCUUUCGCGUCACCUCUACGGAGUUCAUCUCCCUAAGGCUUGAUCCCACAGAAGAAGAUCGGAUGUCUGAGGUCCGCAAGGUGCUGAACUCCGGCAGUUUCUACUUUGCUUGGUCUGCAACGGGGGUCAGUCUGGACCUCAGCCUCAGUGCCCACCGCAGCAACCAGGAGCAGAGAACAGACAACCGCUUUUUCUGGAAUCAGUCUCUCCACUUACACCUGAAGCAUUACGGAGUGAACUGUGACGACUGGCUCCUGCGUCUUAUGUGUGGAGGAGUGGAGAUCAGAACUAUUUAUGCGGCACACAAGCAGGCCAAGGCUUGUAUUAUUUCCCGCCUGAGCUGUGAGCGUGCCGGGACAAGGUUCAACGUGCGAGGCACCAAUGAUAACGGCCAGGUGGCCAACUUCGUGGAAACUGAGCAGGUGAUUUACCUGGAUGACUGCGUGUCCUCGUUUAUACAGAUACGGGGUUCCAUUCCGCUCUUCUGGGAGCAGCCAGGCUUACAGGUUGGAUCUCAUCGUGUGAGGAUGUCAAGAGGAUUUGAAGCCAAUGCGCCUGCAUUUGAUAGGCAUUUCCAAACUCUAAAGAGGCUUUAUGGCAGGCAAGUUGUAGUCAAUCUUCUUGGGUCCAAAGAAGGAGAGACCAUGCUCAGCAAAGCUUUCCAGAGUCACUUAAAGGCGUCGGAACACGUGUCAGAUGUCCUGAUGGGGAAUUUUGACUAUCAUCAGAUGGUGCGUGGAGGAAAAGCUGAAAAACUGAACACUGUCCUGAAACCAAAAGUUUCUGCAUUCUUGGAAGAGUGUGGCUUCUUCUAUAUGGACAAAGAUGGAGUGCACAGGACACAAAGUGGCAGCAUUAGAACCAACUGCUUGGACUGCCUGGACAGAACCAACAGUGUCCAAGCUUUCUUUGGGCUGGAGAUGCUAUUAAAGCAGCUGGAAGUCCUGGGCCUGGCUGAGAAGCCGCAGCUGGUUACACGCUUUCAGGAGGUAUUCCGUACAAUGUGGUCUACCAAUGGAGACUCCAUCAGUAAGAUUUACGCAGGAACUGGAGCCCUGGAAGGAAAAGCUAAGACGGGAAAGUUGAAGGACGGAGCACGCUCAGUGACCAGGACGAUCCAGAACAACUUUUUUGAUGGCUCCAAGCAAGAAGCGAUAGAUGUGCUGCUGCUGGGAAACACCUUGAACAGCGAUUUGGCUGAUAAAGCGCGAGCUCUCCUGACUACUGGAAGUUUACAUGUGUCAGAACUCAUGUUGCAAUCAGCAUCACCAAGGGUACUGCAAAGCAUGUGUGAGAAUUAUUACAGGUACGCCAAGCCCAGGAAAAUCCGGAUUUGCAUUGGUACCUGGAAUGUGAAUGGAGGGAAGCAGUUCAGAAGCAUCGCUUUUAAAAAUCAAACUCUGACAGACUGGCUACUCGAUGCUCCAAAACUUGCUGGAAUUCAGGAGUUCCAAGAUAGAAGAAGCAAGCCAACAGAUAUAUUUGCCAUCGGCUUUGAGGAGAUGGUUGAAUUAAAUGCAGGAAAUAUUGUCAACGCAAGCACAACCAACCAAAAGCUGUGGGCUGUGGAGCUGCAGAAGACCAUAUCUCGGGACAAUAAGUAUGUUCUGCUGGCAUCAGAGCAGUUGGUCGGAGUGUGUCUCUUCAUCUUCAUAAGGCCCCAGCAUGCCCCUUUCAUCAGGGAUGUUGCGGUGGACACAGUGAAAACCGGAAUGGGAGGAGCCACGGGAAACAAAGGUGCAGUCGCCGUCAGAAUGCUCUUUCACACCACCAGCCUCUGCUUCGUCUGUAGUCACUUUGCUGCUGGACAGUCUCAGGUCAAAGAAAGAAAUGAAGACUACAAUGAAAUAUGUCGCAAGCUAAGCUUUCCAAUGGGCCGCAUGCUUUUCUCUCAUGACUACGUCUUCUGGUGUGGUGACUUCAAUUAUCGCAUUGACUUACCCAAUGAGGAGGUGAAGGAGCUGAUCCGAAAUCAGAACUGGGAUUCCCUUAUACUUGGAGAUCAGCUAGUAAAACAAAAAGAUGUUGGACAAGUUUUCCGGAGUUUCUUGGAGGGAAAAAUUAAUUUUGCUCCAACCUAUAAAUAUGACUUGUUCUCUGAUGAUUAUGACACAAGUGAGAAGUGCCGUACCCCGGCGUGGACAGAUCGUAUCCUGUGGAGGAGAAGAAAAUGGCCCUUUGACAGAUCAGCUGAAGAUUUAGAUCUUCUGAAUUCAAGCUUGCAAGAAGGCAGGAAUAUUCAUUAUACCUGGAAUCCAGGAACUUUAUUGCACUAUGGCAGGGCGGAGCUGAAGACCUCUGAUCACAGGCCAGUGGUUGCUCUAGUCGACGUAGAUAUAUUUGAAACUGAUGCAGAAGAGAGACAGAAGAUAUAUAAGGAGGUGAUUGCCACCCAGGGCCCUCCAGAUGGCACAAUUAUGGUCUCCAUACAGAGUAACUCCUCAGAAGACAAUUACUUUGAUGAUAAUUUGAUUGAUGAGCUGCUGCAGCAAUUUGCAGGUUAUGGCGAAGUCAUACUUAUAAGGUUCGUGGAUGAUAAAAUGUGGGUGACAUUUCUGGAAGGAAGUUCUGCCCUCGCAGCUUUAAACCUGAAUGGUGUUGAGGUUCUGGGUAAAAAGGUGGACAUUCAGCUGAAGAACCCAGACUGGAUCACGCAGGUGGAGGAGGAGAUGAAUCUGGAGAGGAUAAGUAUAACGUUACCGUGUUCCACCAGUUCCACCUUGUUGGGUGAAGAUGCUGAGAUUGCGGCAGAUUUUGACAUGGAAGGUGACGUGGAUGAUUAUAGUGCUGAAGUAGAGGAGAUUCUCCCUCAGCAUCUACAGCUAUCUUCAUGCCCCAAUCUUGGCUCAUCUCCCAGCACUUCUCCACACUCCAGUCCCUGUCCAUCACCCACCAUGCCAGAGGGACCUCCGCCUGCUCUCCCUGUUCGGCCAAGUCGGGCACUUGCAAAAACACCCGGACCUCCCGUUGCUGCACCCCAAGGAUCUCCAGUGGACUUCCAGCCAAUAGUACAACAAAAAGAGCAAUCUCUCACUUUAGAACCAAAGAGGCUCCCUCCUCCACGACCCGGUAUUCCACCAGCACGCCCGGCACCCCCUCAGCGGCCUCCUCCGCCAUCAGGUGCUCGAAGUCCAGCACCAGCUAGGAAAGAGGUUGGAGGUGCUCCUCCCAGCCCCGUGGUAGCUCGUAAAGACGUGGAAGUUCGUGGACAAGCUCCCCCUCCACUUGGACCACCAUCUGCUGCACCCUGUGCUAUGGUCAGGCCGACUAUUCCUCCUCGUGCAGGAGUAAUAAGCAUGCCUCAGAGCCAUGGUGCACAGGCCAGACUGCCCGCCCCGGCACCUGUCAAAGCAGCUGGACCUCCAAAAGCUUUUCCCUCUCUUCCCGAGCCUAUGAAACCCCAACUUGCAGCCGCUCUUCAGCCUAGUCCAACUGCCCAACCACCCUGCCAAAAGCUGCAAGAGCCUCUACAGCCAACAUCCUCACAUCCCACCUCCCCCACACCGCCUCCGCAGGGUCUAGACCCGGCUCCGCUGCCUCCUCCCCGCAGUCGUUCCUCUCAAAAUCUGCCUUCAGACACUGUCGCUCCUCAACAAAAUCCAGCGAAUGGAGUCGGUGGGUUUAAAAGUCAGUUUGAAAGAGAUCCUUUUGCGGACUUAUCUUUAGAUCCCAUGUUCAUUACCAAGCUUCCUGAACUCCACACCAUAUCAUCUGCUCCAUCAUUAAGCCAAAGGGAGCCAGUCCUGUUGCCUUCUGCAGUACAAAACCAUGUUCAUACCGCCAAUAGCCUGCCUAUACUGCCUGCAGUCCCUGGCCGGAGUGUAUCACAAGACAGUCUGCGGAUAUCCCCCAAUCCAUUCCUUAACAGAUCCAAUGCUAUGAACUCUGCCAACCCAUUUAAUGAAAGCUCAGCAACUGCUGGAAAUCCGUUCAAGAACCCGACGCCCUCUUUGACUGCUCCUACAUCGCUGCCGACCGGAAUAUGUGAGCAGUUUCAUUCCACAAGCCAACCUGAGCUUCAGCACAGCAGCCCAGUGUUUACCGUGGGGCCAGCUGAGAAAAGUCUAUCAUUGCCCCAUAAUUUUGCCUCGAUGCCGGAGUCGAAUCCUAAAGGCUGGGUAACUUUUGAUGACGACAGUUUUGAAUUGGCUGUAAACAGGUUAGCCAGCAAUGGAGUGGAGUUUGAUGGCCUCGAGCAGUCCUCUUUGGAUAGCAACCGGAACACAAUCCCAGCAGGGUCGUUCUCCCAAUCGAUGAGGAAACCCCCACCACCACCUCGUAAUCCAUCAAGGACAAAUUUCGACCCUUCCACCAAAAUAUCAACCCACUCUUUUCCAAGUCUGGAGUUCACUGACCGGUAACAUGGAACAGCAGUUGAGAUGACAUAAGCGUGCAAUAACUGUGGUCAAUUCUGAAGUUCAUAGCUACUUAAUAUAACCUUUCCUAUAACCACUAUUUAAUAUAUUUCUGGAUUUGUGUAUAUCUGGGUAACAUUUCAAAUGACAUUUUUUGUAUGUGUUGUUGAACUUACUGUGUUUUGUGAUUGUUAGGAAGCCACUUAAAAUUGCAGAAUGAAUACAUCAAAUUUAGUUUUGAUCUUUAAUUGAAAAA
This is a messenger RNA of Nanorana parkeri, 4983 nucleotides long. RefSeq names its product synaptojanin 1 (gene SYNJ1). Gene Ontology annotation, cellular component: presynapse; perinuclear region of cytoplasm. Gene Ontology annotation, biological process: brain development; synaptic vesicle endocytosis; phosphatidylinositol dephosphorylation. The record is from RefSeq and is a predicted model, not a curated record. Lineage: Eukaryota; Metazoa; Chordata; Amphibia; Anura; Dicroglossidae. Bases 93 to 4733 code for a protein of 1546 amino acids. Gene Ontology annotation, molecular function: RNA binding; phosphatidylinositol-4,5-bisphosphate 5-phosphatase activity. The transcript is spliced from 31 exons.